GUUCAUAGAGAUUGUGAGUCCGCAGAGACUUUGUGUUGGCUUUGGUUGUUAAGGAUUUUGUCGUGAACCGGCCGCUGCAUCUACAUCGAAAUGGCUGAUCAGCUUACAGAAGAGCAGAUUGCUGAAUUCAAGGAGGCAUUUUCGCUUUUUGACAAAGACGGAGAUGGCACCAUCACCACCAAAGAGCUGGGCACAGUCAUGCGCUCUCUGGGCCAGAACCCCACAGAGGCAGAGCUGCAGGAUAUGAUCAAUGAAGUCGAUGCUGACGGAAAUGGAACGAUAGACUUCCCAGAGUUCCUGACCAUGAUGGCCAGGAAAAUGAAGGACACAGACAGUGAGGAGGAGAUCAGAGAAGCAUUCCGUGUCUUUGACAAGGAUGGCAAUGGAUACAUCAGUGCCGCUGAGCUGCGCCAUGUGAUGACAAACCUUGGAGAGAAGCUGACUGAUGAAGAAGUGGACGAGAUGAUCAGGGAAGCAGAUAUUGAUGGAGAUGGACAGGUCAACUAUGAAGAGUUCGUACAAAUGAUGACGGCGAAGUGAAGGCCUUGUACAGAUUUCGUAUAUAAAUAAUUUGCCUUUUUUUUCUUUGUGUAAUUUAUCUGUAAAAUCUUAAUAGCCCCCCUUUGUCCCUGCCCCUUCUGCUGUCCAAAGGAACUGCAUGUAAACUGCAUAGGCUCUUGUCCCCAUGUCCCUUUCUUUUGCUGUCAUGGUGUUUUGGAGUGACGGAACGGUCAUACAACCAGAUGCCCGUGGAGGCCCCUGGGAGCCGGAGAACUUCGAAUCUUCCUGUCUUGUGUGCUCGGGGCCCCUCCACGCAUGGCGACAUUGGAAACUUGUCAGCUGGUUGUCACUUGGCAACACUGUUGGCAUGGAAACAAUGUAGAGGAGUUUAAACUCUGCAUGGACUACGGACAAAGUAUAUAUGGAAAUCUCUCAGCAUUGCACUACUGCAAAAAAAAUGACACGGGUGUAUCUCCUAGGUACUCGUACAAACUCUUUUUGUAUCUGCUGUUCUAUAUACCAGAAAACAACUAAUCUUAUGCUUUUUAAUGUUUUACUCACAACUUUUCUUUUCUUUUUUUU
Molecule: messenger RNA, 1083 nt
Organism: Seriola dumerili (greater amberjack)
Lineage: Eukaryota; Metazoa; Chordata; Actinopteri; Carangiformes; Carangidae
Gene: calm2a
Product: calmodulin 2
Exons: 6
Coding region: 91-540 (149 amino acids)
Molecular function (GO): calcium ion binding
Source: RefSeq, a predicted model, not a curated record